GUCCUUGCAUAGGGUCCGGCGCAGGCGCGCCGCUUGCAGCCCCGCUGGGGUCCUUGCAUGGUGUCCCGCGCAGGCGCAGUGCGGGCAGCACCGGGCUCGCACCGUGAGGGAACGGCGCCGCCAUGUUGGCCCCGGGGGCGGCGGGACGGGUGCUGAGCCGGGCCCUGAGCCUGAGCCAUGGCUCGGGCUCUGUGGUGGUGGAGCGGGUGUGGCCGGUGCCCCUGGCCCGCGCCGGGUCCCCGCCCCGGCUGCACCCCCGGCGGCACCGCGUGUUCCGGCUGGUGCGGGACGGCAAACACCAACCCCGGGGGGACAUGGAGCUGCUGCUGACCCGCACCGUGCAGGACCUGGGCAGCCGUGGGGACCUGGUGAGGGUGAGCAAACACCUGGGCAGGAACCGGCUGCUGCCCCAGGGGCUGGCAGUGUACCCCAGCCCUGAGAACCUGCAGAGCCUGCAGCAGGAACAGGCUCAGCAGGAGAAGCUGGAGGAACCCCAGACCCAGAGUGGGCAGAAGACCCUGGAGUUCCUGCGGCGCUGCCGGCUCGAGGUGGGGAUGAAGAACAACGUGAGCUGGGAGCUGAACCCCAACAUUGUGGCCCGGCACUUCCUCAAGAACCUCGGGGUGUUCGUGCCCCCCCACGCCCUGCGCCUGCCCCCGGAGCCCAUCACCCGCUGGGGACACUUCUGGUGUGACGUCACGGUGAACGGGCUGGACACGGUGCGGGUUCCCAUGGACGUGGUGCAGUUCAUGCGCCCCAAAACCAAACGGUUCCGGCACUGGCAGGAGAAGCAGCGGCAGCAGCUGGAGAGCAGCAGGGAGCGGCUCCUCUGACCCCCCCCUCAGGGAUUUGGGGUCCCCCCUCGAGGGAUCCGGGGUUCCCAGAAUGGAUCUGGGGUCCCCAAAAUGGAUCUGUGGCUCCCUGGAAGGAUUUGGGGUCGGUCCCACCCACUUUGGGAUCCCCCCUCACCUCUGGGGAACCCCCGGACAUGGCUCAGUUGUCCUGAGCACCCCCAAAAUCCCCCCGAGCCCCACUCUGGUCUAGGGGGGUACCUGGGAUGGAUUUGGGGUCCCUGGGAUGGAUUUGGGGUCCCCAGAAUGGAUUUUUUGGGGUGUCCCCCCCUUCCUCACCUGUGGGGAGCUCCAGGAGCAGCAGCUCCCUGGAAAAGGGGGUUCAGUGGAAUUUUGGGGGGGGUCUCAGAGGUUUUGGGGGGGCUGUGGAAUUCCUGUGAGACCCUUGAACCCCCAAAUCCAGGGGGGAUGCACAGAAUGGAUUUGGGGUCCCUGGGAUGAAUUUUGGGAGGGUUCCUCCUCUGGGAACCCCCUCACUUGUGGGGUCAGGAUUUUGGGGGAUCCCAGGAUUUUUUGGGGUGAUCCAAAGAUUUGUGGGGUCUCAGAGAUUUUGGGAGCCGCAGGAUUUUGGGAAUAAAUCCCAAGGGAGUUUUCCCAUGGUGGAAAAAAAAAAUGGAAUUUUUAGGACACAAA
Oenanthe melanoleuca is the source of this 1484-nucleotide messenger RNA. It is a transcript of the gene MRPL9, whose product is annotated as mitochondrial ribosomal protein L9. The transcript is spliced from 8 exons. The record is from RefSeq and is a predicted model, not a curated record. Gene Ontology annotation, cellular component: mitochondrion; ribosome. NCBI's taxonomy places the organism in Eukaryota, Metazoa, Chordata, Aves, Passeriformes, Muscicapidae. The coding region runs from base 123 to 833 and encodes 236 amino acids. Gene Ontology annotation, biological process: translation. Gene Ontology annotation, molecular function: structural constituent of ribosome.